This is a messenger RNA of Lutra lutra (Eurasian river otter), 2605 nucleotides long. It is a transcript of the gene CDSN, whose product is annotated as corneodesmosin. The transcript is spliced from 2 exons. Lineage: Eukaryota; Metazoa; Chordata; Mammalia; Carnivora; Mustelidae. Gene Ontology annotation, biological process: cell-cell adhesion; skin morphogenesis. The record is from RefSeq and is a predicted model, not a curated record. Gene Ontology annotation, molecular function: protein homodimerization activity. Bases 59 to 1645 code for a protein of 528 amino acids.
GCAUAAAGGCCCUGGGUGUCCACGAGCUACUGUCAGUCAGAAGGCUGCACAGUCCAAGAUGGGCUCCUCGCAGGCACCCCAGAUGGGGCGUGUGGGAGGGCGAGGAAUGAUGGCACUGCUGCUGGCUGCGCUCCUCCUGCCAGGGGCCUUGGCUAAGAGCAUCGGGACCUUCUCAGACCCCUGCAAGGGUGCGCGUAUCACCUCCCCCAGCGACCCCUGUUUCACUGGGAAGAGUGGUUCCAGUAGCUUCAGUGGCUACAGUAGCUCCAGCAGUUCCAGCAGCUCCAUUUCCAGUUCCAGUGGCUCCAGCAGUGGCUCUUCUGGUGGCUCCAGUGGUUCUGGUGGCCCCAGUGGUUCUGGUGGCUCCAGUGGCAGCGCCAGUGUCUCCAGUGUCGCCCAGGGUGGUUCUUCAGGAUCUUCGUCAUUUAAGCCAGGAACAGGGUAUUCCCAGAUCAGCUACUCCUCCGGAUCCAGCAGCUCCCAGUCAGGAAGCAGCAGCUCCCAAUAUGGAAGCAGCAGCUCCCAAUAUGGAAGUAGCAGUUCCCAACCAGGAUCUGGCUCGGCUCUACCAGACAGUGAUCGUUCUUCCCACUUAGGCUCUUCCCAGUCUGGAGGCGGCUCAAGCUCAUCUGUUUCCCAAAGCUCUUGGAUAUCCAGCAGCAAUGGCCAAAGGGUCAACUCUAACUUACGCCCCUGUAAUUCAGAUGUCUCUGACUCUCCCUGCAGUGGGGGGCCUAUUGUCUCCCACUCUGGCUCCUACAUCUCCAGCUCCCACUCUGUGUCAGGAGGUCAAAGGCCAGUGGUGGUGGUGGUGGAACAGCAUGGCUCUGGUGGCCCUGGAGGGGUCCAGGGUGCCCCCUGCAACAGUGGUGGCCUUCCAGGAAAGCCCUGCCCCCCCAUCACCUCUGUAGACAAGUCCUAUGGCAGCUAUGAAGUGGUGGGUGGCUCUUCUGACAGUUAUCUGGUCCCAGGCAUGACCUACAGUGGGGGCAAAAUCUACCCUGUGGGCUACUUCACCAAAGAUAAUCCCAUCAAAGGCUCUCCAGGUGUCCCUUCCUUUGCAGCUGGGCCCCCCAUCUCUGAGGGCAAAUACUUCUCCAGCAAUCCCAUCAUCCCCAGCCACAGCUCUUCUAGUUCCAAUGUCUACCAGUCGGGAUCUUCCUCAGCCAUCGUGUUCCAACCAGUGGGCUCUGGUGGGGUCCAGCCCUGUGCAGUUGGCUCUAAGGGGCCCUGCUCCCUCUCAAGUUCUGGAGCCCACAGCAGUUCUAGCAUUUCCAGUAGUUCAUCCUUCCAUCCCUGUGGUGGUGUUUCACAGGGGCCCUGCUCCCCACCUGGCCCUGGAUCCUUCAGCGGCACCUCCAGCUCCCAAGGCAGUGGUAAAAUCAUCCUUCAGCCCUGUGGCAGCAAAUCCAGCUCUUCUGGUCACCCUUGCAUUUCUGUUUCCUCCUCUACAUUGAGUGGGGGUCCCGAUGGCUCUCCCCAACCUGAUCCUUCAGCUGGUGCUAAGCCCUGUGGUCCCAGCAGCUCUGGAAAGCUCCCCUGCCGCUCCAUCCGGGACAUCUUGGCCCAAGUGAAGCCUCUGGGGCCCCAGCUAGCUGACCCUGAAGUUUUCCUACCCCAGGGAGAGUCACUUGACAGUCCAUAAGUUAGCUUUUGCCUACAUGCAUGUGUGGGCAUACACAUGUAUACACACACACACAUACACACACCAUUUCUCAGUUGGGAGAAGACCAGAGGCCCAGGCAUGGGGUUAGCUCUGUUUGCCUCCUUCCCAAGAGAGUUGCUCUAUUUUCUCCAUUGCUCCAAUAUGGCAGACUCCCCUUAUCGCCUCUCUUUUCUUCAACUCUCCAAAUUGUAGACUCCAAAUUCCUUUCCCCAUUCUCUCCUACUGCUUAGAUUCCCCUUAUACUGCAGUGCCUUCUCUGCCAGAUAACCAUUCCCUAAAAUUUCCUCUGUCAUUUAUUUGAGAUGGUACAAUACAUUAGCUAAUCCUACCCAUUCAGAUUUCUGACUGGGAAACCCCUGAAAUGUUCCAUAGUAACUCUGGUUCCUGGAGAAGUCAUCCCCCUUUUUACCUGUUUGCCAAAUAAAGCAAAGUCCAAACUGUUGCUUGAAAGCAAUGACCACUUUUCACUGACCUCUCUUUGCCAUCUGCUCAACCAACAUGGCACACCAUGGGCUUCUCACACUCCCAAUUCCACUCCCACCCUCCACUACAGAGCUCACCACACCCUCUGUGAGUUCCCAACACUUCUUUUUGCCUCUCAAGGUUUCCGUCUCAGUCCCCUGUCCUGGCUGCCACUUCCCUCAAUGCUUAGAUGCUUCCCUGUGUGAGGGAGACACCAGGAUACCCUCGGACACUGGAGUAGGUUCCCUGCUCUCUCUGGACCCUGGACAGAUGGUUCAAUAAACUGUGUGAGCUAGAUGCAGACUUUUGCCAUCUUGGUGUCCUGGGUCUCACCUUAGGACCUACGUGAUGCUCUUCUGUACCUCUAGAAAUACCCAUGUCCCCCCAUUUUCACUCAUAAGUUGGAACAGUAUUUCUCUUAUACUUUAUAACUCCUCCCACAAAGGAGGAAAACAAUAAAUAUUUGUUAAACUGAAA